Danio aesculapii is the source of this 1200-nucleotide messenger RNA. RefSeq names its product cilia and flagella associated protein 161 (gene cfap161). Bases 108 to 1013 code for a protein of 301 amino acids. Lineage: Eukaryota; Metazoa; Chordata; Actinopteri; Cypriniformes; Danionidae. Gene Ontology annotation, cellular component: motile cilium. Gene Ontology annotation, biological process: cilium assembly. The transcript is spliced from 7 exons. The record is from RefSeq and is a predicted model, not a curated record.
UGGUAACAGUCACCUGUUUUAGGGGGCGCAUUCGGUCUACAGCUUUUGUAAAUUAAAAUAGUAUUUAAAAGACUUCACCGUCUCUCUGGCUUUACAACAACCGUGAAAUGGCUCAUGUUCGCACCUACAACCCGCGUGUUCGUGUGGGAAACUGGAAAGAAGACGUGACUUUAGAGGAGGAAACAUUAAAAGAGUUUACUCUGCAAAAAGACAGAGGCGAACUCACUGUACAGAAGGAAGGAGCUUUGAAACAUAACAUCCUCGAAACGGUGAGUUUAUCUGUAUCUCAGGAUGGUUUUUUACACUUUGGAGACACAGUAAUGCUGGUGAACUGUGGAGAUGGAGAUCACAUGCAGCGGAGCCCCUGUGUCCUCAGCAUCAUUGCGGACAGCAGUAAUGUCUCAUCACAUUCACAGACAAACACAGGCCCUCACCUUACCGGGCCCCUCCAAGUAGGAGGAGCCCACAGGAUGGACCCUUGUGUUAGAAACACUUUCAUCAUUGUAAGUGUUGAUGGGAGCUCUGAUGGAGAAGUGGUCAGAUAUGAUCAAAGUUUUGCCCUGAAAACCACUGGAGGCUUUGCUGGAGAGCUGUUUCUUGCCAGUGAUCACAAGUCAUUUCAGAAGUGUGCUAGAAAGUCUCGACUGCAGGAGCUGAGUUUAGUAGAGGAGUUUGAUUUUCUGUGCUGGUGGAAGGUGCUCUACUUCGACCCACAAGAGAGGCUUGAAAAUGAGGGAUACCCGGUUCAGGUGAACAGCAAGGUUUUGAUUUCCCACUGUAAGACCAAUCAAUGUCUGGCUGCACUGGGCAAUCACAUCCUAUGGUCUCAGUUUGGUAAAGAGUAUGAACUCACCGCUCACACCUUCCUGGACUCCCAUAAGGCAGAGCGGGACAAUAAUCACUGGCUGUUCUCCACUGCUCAUCCAGCCAAUCAGAGUCAAAGUCUCCUUCAACUACAGCAAGACGAGCACAGAGAAAACCAGGAGGACACACAAGUAAAGGAUUGCAGUUAAAAAAAACAAUGAUUAUACCAAUCAAUUCAAGAUUUUAUUAUAUUUUUCAAAGUAGACAAUUCCUCAAAUGCAGCAGACUUUACUCACUGCUGCCCUCUGCUGUUUAUUAAAAGUUUUGUAAAAGUGCUCAGCAUUGCAGUAAUUUAAUAAUAACAACAAUUUAAUAUAGCUUAUACACAAAUUCAUU